Suillus bovinus is the source of this 1311-nucleotide messenger RNA. RefSeq lists its product as uncharacterized. The transcript is spliced from 3 exons. The record is from RefSeq and is a predicted model, not a curated record. NCBI's taxonomy places the organism in Eukaryota, Fungi, Basidiomycota, Agaricomycetes, Boletales, Suillaceae. The coding region runs from base 1 to 1311 and encodes 436 amino acids.
AUGCCCUUUACAAUGCAUACUCGUUCUCGGAGCUCUGGUAACAAAUCCUCCACACUCAGCCCACCAACUAAUAGUUCAGCUAUACCCACUAUCACCACUAUGUCCUCAUUGCAGGCUACCGUCACGGCAAUCACGCUCAGUCAGACUGACUUAGAUAAGAUUGAAGUUCUUGACCACAGCACGAAUAAUUGGGGUGUAUGGUCCAACUGUAUGCAGAACUACCUCCUCCUGAAGCACAGAGCAGGAUAUAUCCUGGGCCUUGUCACAUGUCCAGACCCGUCCAUAGACCCUGAGGAAGAUUUCCUUACCAUUAUGAUGCUCAAUGCCAUGGCAGAGGAUCUUCCCCACGUUCGAAACCACAUUGCGGAUGCCAUUACCACUAGUACAUCUGCUGCUCCCUAUGGCCCUUCAAACAUUCGCUCCCACCUUGAAGUUGAACAACAGAUCAUCAAUAUUGAGAAGUCCAAAAGUGGGGAUGUUGCUAUGGCUGCUACUGGAAGGAGUAACAAUGCCAAGAACCACAAUAAUCAUGAUCAUCCUGCCUGUGACACCUGUGGCCACACCAGCCACCCAACGAAAGACUGUUUCGGCAAGGGAGGAGCCAUAGAGGGUAAGCGUGAUGAGGUAUUGGCUCGUAAACGUGCCACUCGCAAAGCUAAAGGUUCAAUCACAAGCAAGGCUGCUGCCACUGGUAAACCAGGCAGCCUUCAGUAUGAUACCACAGGUCGUGCAUACUUGCUUGAUAGCAAAACUCACCAAGUGAUCUAUGUGGCUACCCCUGAUCCUGCCAACCCUUCUACCCCUUCAGCUGAAUUUGCUAGUCUUGUUAGCGAUACAAUCACCCCCGCCUUCAUCUGUGAAUUGUCGGCUGAGGAGGAGGAUGAAUAUAUGGCUCUGGCUGCAGUCGAAGCUCUAACUACCAGUCUCGACUGGCGUUUACAUAUACGACCUGUCAACUUCACUGGAAUCACAUACAAGGUUCCAAAUCAACAUCAGUGUACCAUCAUAGACCCUUCCAUUGUCCCACUCUUCUUAGACAGUGGCGCCUCCAUCCAUAUUAGCAAUGAGGAGUCUGAUUUCUUUAGCCUUCACCCUAUACCCCCUCGCGCUGUUAAUGGAGUCAGUGGCUCAUCUAUUCAGGCUGUUGGCGUGGGCACUCUAUGCCUUGUUAUCACCAGAGGUAUUCAUAUUACCCUGGAUAAUGUUCUGUUUAUCCCUGCAGCUACACACACUGCUGCACUGCAUCAUUCAACGCAACUAGCUGCUGGGUUCAAUCCCGUAAUGGCACCCACAUGCUAUCUGGCACACUGA